CGGGUGCAAGAUGAGGAUCGAAAAAUGUUAUUUCUGUUCCGGACCCAUUUAUCCCGGCCACGGCAUGAUGUUUGUCCGGAACGAUUGCAAGGUGUUCAGAUUCUGUAAAUCCAAGUGUCAUAAAAACUUUAAGAAAAAGCGCAAUCCUUGCAAAGUAAGGUGGACGAAAGCCUUCCGGAAAGCAGCUGGUAAAGAGCUUACAGUGGAUAAUUCAUUUGAAUUUGAAAAACGAAGAAACGAACCUAUUAAGUACCAGCGAGAGCUAUGGAAUAAAACUAUUGAUGCAAUGAAGAGAGUAGAAGAGAUCAAGCAGAAACGGCAAGCUAAAUUUAUAAUGAACAGGUUGAAGAAAAAUAAAGAACUACAGAAAGUGGAGGACAUCAAAGAAGUAAAGCAAAAUAUCCAUCUUAUCCAUGCCCCUGUUGCAGGCAAAGGAAAGCAACUGGAAGAAAAAAUGUUACAGGAAUUGCAACAGGAUGUGGACAUGGAAGAUACUUCUUAAAAAAUCCCACUGCUUAUAACCAUUUCUAUUCAGACAUUGAAAAUCUUCUUUGGAGACUUAGAACUUCUAAAUUAUUGUUUUGUUAUCUUACAUAAGUUCUCCCCAAUCAGAGGGUUUGAGGAUCCAUCUACAUUACUAUCACCAAAGUAUAAGUUAGUGUAUGUGCUAGAUUGGUUCUUAUUGUUAAACUUUCACUGACAGCUAUGUAAGUCUUGAGCAAAGAGAAGUGCAUUUAGGAAAUAAAAUGGUCAUGUCAUCUGGAAAAAAAAAAA
This is a messenger RNA of Suncus etruscus (white-toothed pygmy shrew), 774 nucleotides long. Its product is annotated as probable ribosome biogenesis protein RLP24. Bases 11 to 502 code for a protein of 163 amino acids. NCBI's taxonomy places the organism in Eukaryota, Metazoa, Chordata, Mammalia, Eulipotyphla, Soricidae. Gene Ontology annotation, cellular component: nucleolus. The transcript has a single exon. The record is from RefSeq and is a predicted model, not a curated record. Gene Ontology annotation, biological process: ribosomal large subunit biogenesis.